GUAGCAAAAUUGGUUGAUGGUAAUGCAUCAUUUUCGGAACGAACUGUUUAUUCACAAAAUAAAUAUAUCAACAAAAAAGCCAGGAAACAUUCCGAUCACGUUUAUAUCCUGAAGCCAACAGUACGCCUUGUUGCCGAAUCGUAUUAUAAGAAAGAUCCUGAAAGAGUGGCGCAUCUUAGGUAA
This is a messenger RNA of Gongylonema pulchrum, 183 nucleotides long. Lineage: Eukaryota; Metazoa; Nematoda; Chromadorea; Rhabditida; Gongylonematidae. The record is from the annotation of a GenBank genome assembly.